Messenger RNA from Plasmodium yoelii, 2904 nucleotides. Its product is annotated as heptatricopeptide repeat-containing protein, putative. The transcript is spliced from 2 exons. NCBI's taxonomy places the organism in Eukaryota, Apicomplexa, Aconoidasida, Haemosporida, Plasmodiidae. The record is from RefSeq and is a predicted model, not a curated record. Bases 1 to 2904 code for a protein of 967 amino acids.
AUGCGAAGCAUACAAUGUUUAGGGACCUAUUCUAAGUUUCCGCAAAUAAUAAAAUGUUUUAAAAAUGAAAAAAUAAAAACAGUAAAACAGUUUGUUAGCAAAAGCUCAUAUCUUAAUAGCCAAAAUGAAAUAACAGAACCGAAAUUAGAUCUAGACAGUAGUAGUGGCUGUAGUAGUGGCAGUAGUAGUGUGAACCUAUUUAAAGGCGAAUUAAUUUUAGAUAAAAAAUUAAAAAGCAAUAAAAUAUUUUCUACAUACACAAACAGUUACAUAAAUAAAGAAAGCGAACACAUUUUAAUUUUAUGUCUAAAAAAAAUAAAUGAAUAUGAAAAAAAUAAAGAAAAUAUAAAAAUAAGUGUUUUUAUUUAUGAAUUACAAAAUUUAAGUAAAUCUAAAAUAAGUUUUAAUGUUUUAAAAAAUAUCAAAACAAUUCAAAAUUUUUUUGAUCAUAUAAAUAAUAAUAUACACACAGCAUCACCAUCUUUAUUAUUGUCUGUUGCUAUAAGUUAUAAAAAUAUAAAAUUAAAUAAAUAUGUAUAUUUUAAAAAUAUAUUAAAAAACAUUUGUAAUCAUAUAAAGGUAUAUAAAAAUAAUAAAUUAACAAAAUUAUUAAAAAAUGAAGAUAAUGAUCAAAAUAAUAAAGACGAUUAUAAAUAUACUAUACAAUUAUUAAAUAAAAAAAAAAAAAAUCACAAAAUUAAUAUGUUAAAUGUAUACACAAACCAUUUAAAUAAUAGUGCUUUGUCUUAUAUAUUACAUUCAUAUUCUUCUUUAUUUAAUAUAUCAAAUUAUUAUUUACUAUAUAUAUGUAAAUAUAUACUACUAAAUGUUGGUAACUUGAAUUAUUUAGAUAUGCUUUCUCUUUUAUAUUUUAUAAACAAGUCUAAUAUAAAAAUUACCAAAUCCGAUAUAUUAUUUUGCAUAGCCAAUACUAGCCAGACUAAAAACGGGGGCGGUAAAAACGAAGGCGGUAAAAAUAACACUAAAUUGGAUAAUAACAUUAUAACACAAAAUGAAAAAAUUAUUAUACAAAAUGCAACACAAUUAAAUAAAUCAAAUAUAAAAUAUAAUGAAUACAAAAACACAUACAUAAAAAUUUUAAGGACAAUUAUUCAUUUAAUAAAUAAAAAAACAAUAUUUAAUGAAAAUACAAAUAUAUUAAUAUUAAUAUUGUAUUAUUAUUUUAAAAUGAAUUUAAUACCUAUACAAAUAUUUUACAAAUUACAUUAUAGAAUUAAAAAAAAUAUUAAAAAUGUAGACAUCAAAUAUAUAUCUUUAUAUCUCUACAUUUUAAGUAACAUUAAAUUUAAUCUUGGUUUUUAUAAAUUUAUUUAUAAAUAUUUAACCGACGUUUUCACAAACAGAACUAAAGAAUUUAACAUUUUAUCUCUUUCUCUUUCCUUUUAUUCUCUCUCAAAAAAUGAGUACUAUGAUGACAAGUUCGUUAAUUCUUGUCUUACCUUGUUUAAAAGACACGCUGAAAGUUUAAAUGAUGUUAAUAUCACAAAUAUUGUGUACACACUAGGGAAGUUAAAAAAAAAAGAUGAUAAAUUCUUUGAUAUAAUAUGCGAAAUUUUAACUCGAAGAAUUGAAAAUAUAUCCGCACUAAAUUUAAGUUUGAUUGUUCAUAAUUUAUCAAAACUUCAUUACCAAAAUGAUAAGUUUUAUAAAAUGUGUGUUAAUAAAGGAAAAGAAUUGUUAUGUGGUUUUACACCAAAACAGUUAAUCGUAUUUACCACAGGAUUAGUAAUCAAUAAUAUAUAUGACUUUGAUUUUAUGCAACUCUUUUUUAAUCAUAUUAUAUGUAUAGAUAGUGAUAGCGAAAAAAAUGGCGAAAAAAAUGACGAAAAAAAUGGCGAAAAAAAUGGCGAAAAAAAUGGCAAAAAAAAUGACAAAAAAAAUGACAAAAAAAAUAACAUGUUAAGUAUCAUAUGCUUUAGUACAGUGCUUGAAAGAGAAAAUUUUAUUAAACAAUUUCCACUAUCUAUAAAUACGUUUAUUUCUAAAAAUAUGAAUUUUAUUCAAUAUAAAGAAUACACAACUAUGCAUGAUGAAAUAUUGAAUAUAUUAAAUUAUUUAAAUGUAGAAAAUUUUGAAAUGUUAAAAGAAAAAAAACCUUAUAUGUUUGAUAUAUUUAUUAAAGGAGAUGGUAAAAAUAUAUAUAUCGAUAUAUUAUCACGAAAAAAAUAUUUAGCUUGUUCAGAAAAUUUAAAUGGAUUUAUGGAAUUAAAAAAAAGACAUAUGAAUUUAUUAAAUGGUAAAUAUUAUUAUUUUGACAAAGAUUCAUUUAUAUCAUUAGAUUCGAUUGAUAAAAAAACGAAUUUUAUAAAAAAUUUUUUACAAAAUAUUUGCUUUUACAAUUUCAUUGUUUUAAAUCAAGCCGAUGAACGAACAAAAAAAGACAUAACAAAUUUAAUAUAUUGUAAUCAAAAUGAAAACAAAAAAAAAUUAUAUAUGAACUUGUUAUAUGAAAAAAAACAAAAUUAUUCUAAAGAAAAUUCAAAUUAUUCACAAAAAUAUAACACUAGCAAUUUUAUUAAAAACAGAAAUUAUUUUUUAUUUCCAACUUAUUCGAAAAUUGAAAAUGUAGAAAAAAAUUUACAUAAAAAAAAAAAAAAUCAAAUAAAUUUUGGUGAACCGUUAAUAAAAAAACACCAAAUAUUUAUAGAUUAUGACCAAGGAAUAUUAUUAAAUCAAAGUAAAAUAAAUUUAAUAAAUAAAUCGGAUAAAGAUUUCCAAAAUAUUCAACACAAAGAUGGUAAUGGCAAUGGUAAUAAUUCACAUUCUUUAUUACAUAACGAAAAUAAUUUCUUAUUUUCAAAAAAGUUACAUGGAUUAACUAAAUUUGAGUUUGUUGAUAAAAAAUCAGGAAAAAUUGUUGUUAAAAAAAAUAAAAUAUUUUGA